AUGCUCUCGGGCACCCUUCUUGACUACAUUGAAACGCUGGGUCAGAGACUUCGCGGAGGAAACCGCCCUUUUGGUGGACUGCAGUUGGUAUUCACCGGUGACUUCCAUCAGUUACCACCUGUAAACGACGAUUACCAAGAAGAACACCAUCACACCGCACCGUAUGCUUUCCAAGCACAAUGCUGGGACCUGUGUUUUGAACACCAGUAUGCUCUCACUCGCAUUUAUCGCCAACGCGAACAAGCCACACUCACCGUAGAGAUGUUCAUUGGGGCAAAUUGGAAUGCAAUCGAAAAAUUUACUGGAAGCGCAAUAACCUACAUUGCCAGGGAUCAGCCAACUCUUCAACGGUCCAUGACGAAACGUUUGCAAUGCUUGUUUGCCAUUUUGCCAGCGGAGAGCGUACUGAACUUGAAGGUUGGAGGGCCUGUGAUGCUCUUGAGGAACAUGCCUGAGCAUCUUACUCUGGUUAAACACCGUCGAGGUGAAGUUCGUGGCUUCACCACAAUUGAAGCGUGGCGCUCCCGUGGCAGCAUAGCGAACUUUUCCUCCACCGAACUACUUCCUCAGAAAGCCACCACCUUCCGAGACUUAUCCGAUUCGAAUGUCAAAUUCCCUGUGGUUGAGUUCGAGGCAAUCGGGUGCCAUGAAGCGAUGACAGUGCUCGUAACAUCGCAGGACUGGGGUGUUUCAACGAGGUCAUCUCGUGGAAGCUACAGGCCCGUAGUCGGAUAUCGACAGCAGCUUCCCCUGCAACUCGGCUUUGCAUAUACGGUACGCAGUAUUCAAGGGAAUUCGUUGAAACGGGCUAAGAUCAAUAUACAAUGGGCUUGGGAAGCAGGUCACGCCUAUACCGCGUUCUCAUGCGUCACAUCAAUCGCCCGUUUGGAGGUCGUUCCUUUCGUCUGGUCGAAGAUCAUUACCGAUGACGCUAUCGCGCAAUGGUCAAGGAUGCUAAAGGUAUGGCAAGGGAUUGACAACGGGACACGAGACGAGGACGAUGCGAUGCAGGAAUGA
Molecule: messenger RNA, 1017 nt
Organism: Dacryopinax primogenitus
Lineage: Eukaryota; Fungi; Basidiomycota; Dacrymycetes; Dacrymycetales; Dacrymycetaceae
Exons: 6
Coding region: 1-1017 (338 amino acids)
Biological process (GO): DNA repair; telomere maintenance
Molecular function (GO): DNA helicase activity
Source: RefSeq, a predicted model, not a curated record